Molecule: messenger RNA, 1097 nt
Organism: Branchiostoma belcheri (Belcher's lancelet)
Lineage: Eukaryota; Metazoa; Chordata; Leptocardii; Amphioxiformes; Branchiostomatidae
Exons: 2
Coding region: 21-1097 (358 amino acids)
Source: RefSeq, a predicted model, not a curated record
GUGACGUAAUCACUCCAAAGAUGGCUUCUGCCCAAGGCGGAUCGGCUCCUGGAGCUGCGAUAAACACGUUGUUUACAGUUAAACCAAAGAUUUUGGAGGAUAAUCCAGAUGUGUUGCUUUGUUGUAUGGACACAUACAAGUUCCGGAUUCGCUUUUCGGGGGUUUCGUGCUUCGAAAUAGCUACUAGACGCUGCCACAUAGCAGUAUCGGGCGACCCACCAAACCUCCGGCGGCUGUGCUUGAUUCCUGACCGGGACCUGGGCGGAGUGUUCGCCGGAGUGCCGUCUCCGGUCAAACUACGCGUCAGAUCGAGUUCUACCAUCAAAUUCAACUGUUCUGAAGAUGUCAACAAGCAAGAAGUUUGGGGCACACUUCUCUGGGAGGUGGAGCAGCUGCACACAGACAAGACAGCGAUAAACUUCCCACCAGUCGCAGCAGAUAUCCCAGAUGAUCUGCCACAUGGAAUGGAAUUUCAACCUGUCGACAUCAGCCUACCAUAUGUAGACAAGUGUAAUUGCCUGAAGCCCAUCCAGUCACCUCAGUUACCUCUCAUCUUAGUGGACAUGUCCCGGGACAUGCAUGACCCAGACCCAGUUGUCGAUGCUUUACAGGACUUUCACCUGUCUGAGGAUGAGUCCGAUGACUCUCAGGAACAGGAUGGAAACACAGACAAUCAGUCAGACGAUGAUGAUAGAACUCUGAGUGGACAGAUUUUUGCUGUCGCCGGGUCGACCUGGCAGGCAUGCUAUCAAGAUGCCUUAGACAAGUGUUCUGCUCUAAGACGUGAUGGUACUGAUGUUGAAACUCGAGCAGCAUUUGAGCCCAACAAUGUUAAGGACAAAAAUGCUAUCAAGUUUGAAGUCUUCGUAGAAAACUGUUGGCAGGUUGUGGGGUACUGCCCAGGCACCAAAGUUCCCAAACUGACCCGGGCAAUGAACAAAGGUGAUGUAACUGAGAUUGCUGUUCACAAGUUACAGCUUUCUUACUGUGCCCCUGCAAAAAAAAACUUGUACAAGGCAUACGUCAAGAUUGUCAAGAAAGGGACCUGGGAAAGGGAUAGCUUAAACUACAAGUACAACUCAGUCAUUGUAACAUAA